Callorhinchus milii (elephant shark) is the source of this 4881-nucleotide messenger RNA. RefSeq names its product phosphodiesterase 10A (gene pde10a). The transcript has 22 exons. Gene Ontology annotation, molecular function: 3',5'-cGMP-stimulated cyclic-nucleotide phosphodiesterase activity; protein binding. The record is from RefSeq and is a predicted model, not a curated record. Gene Ontology annotation, biological process: signal transduction; negative regulation of receptor guanylyl cyclase signaling pathway. Lineage: Eukaryota; Metazoa; Chordata; Chondrichthyes; Chimaeriformes; Callorhinchidae. Bases 5 to 2401 code for a protein of 798 amino acids.
AGUCAUGGAAGAUGGACCUUCCUCCUCGUCAUCAUCUUCCUCCUCCUCAACAGGCUGCUUUCGGAGGUUUACCGACUGUUUCCUCAGCACCAGUCUGACAGAUGAAAAAGUAAAGGCCUACCUUUCUCUCCAUCCCCACGUGCUAGAUGAAUUUGUGUCUGAUAGUGUGAAUAUUGAAACCGUUGAGAAAUGGCUGAAGAGAAAGAGCAGCAGACUUGAAGAUGAAAAUCUUAAGGAUGUCAGUAGGCAGUAUCAGGACAGUAACAUGCAAGCAGUGGUGUAUGAGUUGAACACCUACAUGGAACAGCGGUUGGAUACUGGUGGUGACAACAAGCUACUCUUAUACGAGUUGUGUAACAUCAUAAAAACAGCUACCAAAGCUGAUGGAUUUGCACUAUAUUUUCUGGGAGAAUGCAACAAUUCGCUGUGUUUGUUUACACCAAUGGGACUCAGAGCCGAGCACCAACGUCUUGUUCCUGCUGGACCAGUUGGAUACGGCACUACAAUAGCAUCGUACGUAGCUAAGUUCAGGAAAACGUUGUUAGUAGAAGACAUAUUUGGGGAUGAACGGUUUCCCAAAGGAAUAGGGCUGGACUCAGGAACUAGGAUCCAAUCUGUCCUUUGUUUACCAAUAGUGACUGCACUCGGUGAUUUGAUAGGUAUCUUGGAGCUGCAUCGACAAUGGGGCAAGGAUCCUUUUAGCAUUAACCAUCAGAAGAUUGCAACUGCGAAUUUAGCAUGGGCAUCGGUUGCAAUGCAUCAAGUCCAGGUAUGCAGAGGUCUUGCCAAACAAACCGAGCUCAAUGACUUUCUGCUGGAUGUAUCCAAAACCUACUUUGAUAAUAUAGUGGCAAUAGAUUCCUUACUUGAACAUAUAAUGAUAUAUGCAAAAAACCUGGUGGAUGCUGAUCGCUGUGCACUCUUUCAAGUUGACCACAAGAACAAAGAGCUAUACUCAGACUUGUUUGACAUUGGUGAGGAGAACGAAGGAAAACCGGUCUUUAGGAAAACCAAAGAGAUCAGGUUUUCUAUUGAGAAAGGAAUUGCUGGGCAGGUAGCACGAACAGGAGAAGUUCUUAACAUUCCUGAUGCCUAUGCAGACCCUCGAUUCAACAGAGAAGUGGACCUGUAUACCGGGUACACAACACGAAACAUUCUAUGUAUGCCCAUUGUCAGCCGAGGGGCAGUCAUCGGGGUUGUACAGAUGGUGAACAAAAUAAGUGGAAGUGCCUUCACUAAAACAGAUGAGAACAACUUUAAAAUGUUUGCAGUGUUCUGUGCUUUGGCCUUACACUGUGCAAAUAUGUACCACAGAAUCCGACAUUCGGAGUGUAUUUACCGUGUCACACUGGAGAAACUGGCCUAUCACAGUGUUUGCACAGCUGAGGAAUGGCAGAACCUCAUGAGAUGUACACUUCCUCAACCCCUUUGUAAAGAAAUUGAAUUAUACCACUUUGAUAUCAGCCCUUAUGAGGACCUCUGGCCAGCUAUAUUUGUCUAUAUGGUCCACAACUCCUGUGGAAAAAGCAGUUUUGAACUGGAGAAGCUGUGUCGCUUCACAAUGUCGGUGAGGAAAAAUUACCGCCGUGUACCCUACCACAACUGGAAGCACGCAGUCACUGUGGCACAUUGUAUGUAUGCCAUCCUGCAAAAAAUCCAGGGACCAUUCACAGAGUUGGAGAGGAAAGGUCUCCUCGUGGCUUGUCUGUGUCAUGACCUAGAUCACAGAGGUUACAGUAACAGCUAUCUGCAGAAGUUUGACCACCCUCUGGCUGCACUGUAUUCUACCUCCACAAUGGAGCAGCAUCACUUCUCCCAAACAGUAUCUAUCUUGCAGUUGGAAGGGCAUAAUAUUUUCUCCAAUCUGACCUCCGAUGAAUAUGAACAGGUCCUGGAGAUCAUUCGGAAAGCCAUCAUCGCCACUGAUCUAGCACUAUAUUUUGGGAACAGAAAGCAGUUGGAGGAGCUGCUUCGCACCAGGUCAUUGGAUCUCAACAAUCAGUCACACAGAGACAGAGUCAUUGGUCUAAUGAUGACAGCUUGUGAUCUCUGUUCCGUCACAAAGUUAUGGCCAGUUACCAAGACAACAGCCAAUGAUAUUUAUGCUGAAUUCUGGACAGAGGGUGAUGAGAUGAAGAAGAUUGGAAUCCAACCCAUUCCUAUGAUGGACAGGGCCAAAAGAGAUGAAGUCCCUCAAGGCCAAGUCGGCUUCUACAAUGCUGUAGCCAUCCCUUGUUAUGGUACACUUGCUGAAAUCUUCCCACCAACCGUUCAACUGCUACAAGCUUGCAGGGACAAUCUGAGUCAGUGGGAGAACGUAGUCCAAGGAGAAGAUUCCUCAGUGUGGGUUCCUCCCCAGCCUGUACCCUCAGAGAAUUUUCCCGUAAAGAUUGAGAACUGAUCAACCUAGUAUUCUGUUCUGAAUGAUCCAUUGUGGAGUGUCUGGCUUUGAAUUGGGAAAGGGGAACUGCUACUGUAGGUAAUACAAUAACAUUACCUCAUAAGUUCAUGGCAACAUUCCCUCUUUUUCCAGCUGUUAACACAGAAAUUAGGAGGUUGAACAACAUUUAAAGAAGGCAUCGGAUCUAAUAUCUAAACAAAGCCUGCUUUGUUUGCAGAUGACAUCAGAAAGAGAACAUUGGUCUUUCUUGUGUGCUGUAUUGCUGUGGCCUUAAUAUUUUUCCUAGACAGACAGGUACUUUCCUUGCAAUUUUGCGCUUGGUACUUAAAAAUAUCUGUCUGGGUUAAGUGGCGGUGGUAGUCUGAAAUCAUCAUUUCCGCUAAAGAUGGUUUACAUAUUGGUUUGCAUUUCACAAUAAGAUGUGUGUAGAACAAGAUUGUAUUGUAGUAGUUGUAAAAGUGACAACCAUGGUUGAAACAUUACUUGAACUGACAGCAUGCAUCAUCCAUGCAAACUGCAAAAAAUGAAAAGGAUUCUCCCAGAUGCAAGCCUCAGAAACCUUUCAGCUACUAUAUGGCAGGAGCAUCUUUGAAUUGAGACAAAUAUAUGGCUAAGGAUCUUCACAGUCAGAUCUAACCUGGGGAUGUAAAUGAAGGCAAGUCAUGAGAUUUGAAUCUCCUUUGAAAGACAAUCAAAAAAUGAUUUGUCUCGCACAACAGUGUAUCAAAUGGUCAAAACAUCUGAUUUAUAUCAUUGUAGUUAUCAGUUUUGACGUCGAUGUGAUGUAUGAUAAAUCUAGUGCUAAGCUAAAACUGGGUAGAAUUUCUUCACCCUAGUUAAAUGUGAUACAAACCUAAAAGUUGGUAAUCAUUUUCCCUACAUGUAGCAGUAACAUUUCUUUAUUUCACUCAACGCUGUGUGAAACUUGGCAGGAACUAUCUGUAUAGCAACAAUGAAGUAAGUUUCCCAAAAAUCUACGCCUAACAUUUUUCUUGCUUUUUAAGUGUAGAACUGGAUUUUCUAAUUAGAAGUGCAUAUUGUCAGCUCCUAUACUCAAUGACAACUGAAUUUCUCCUAUCCAGUACCUCCAAAUGUGAAGUUUUAAGUGCAGGAUUAGGAUAAUCAUUGUUUUUCCCCCUUUUAUUCUUUGAAAUGCACUAACUGUUUAAAGGACUGGAGAGAGGGCCUUAGCCACUUGCUCACCGAGCCUCUAUCCUCAAGUUCUCCGGCCGAUGUACUUCAAGAAGUGGAGUCUCGUCUUCUACAGGAAGAGCCAAUUAGCAUUGAUGCUUACUGUACAGUUCGCAUAUCAUCAACGAAGGAUCACAGAAUAUUAUUGGUAGCUAAAGUAGCUGUGUGGUUUAAAGCCUAUCAAAAGGCCAUAUGUUCAAGUCCUUGAGCUUCCUCUCAUGCAUCUUCUUCAGUUGAGUAUAUAUUAGUUGUUCUUCUCUAGAGUGGUAAGUGGAACCCCAUUUUGAAGCAAUGGGUUUCAUCUUGGGGAAAGAGAAAUCAAUACCAUCUGACAUAUCACACUGGAAAUGUACUUCCUGCUAACACGAUUGGAGCAGCACUAACGCAAAGGUAACUGUAGAGAAGAGUGAAGCUUAAACUGCUGAGAAGAAUGGGUGAUGUUUAAUAGCUCCCUAAGAGGAGAAGCAAAUCCUGGUCAAAUAGACCUCAAAGCGUUUGCAUCCCUCUCCUAUCUCAAUCUUGUGGGAAGGGGAAAGAUGAUGAGUGUCUUACUGGGAAUGGGAAAAACUGCAUCAGACAUGUUAGACCCACAAGUUUGUACACCCGGUCAGCAAACCUGAUGAAAGAAACCAAAGGUGGCCCUUCAAAUUCCCAAUAGAGAAACAUGGGUACUUCAUUUACAUCCCUAAUCCCCACUGUGUAAAACCAUACCAUAUAAUUGUUGGAGAUGUGGUCAGUCUUUCAAAGUGUUUCUAAUGCUGCAUUGUGUUGCACUAGUUGAUUCAAGAUGCUGUCGACCUGGGUUGUAGGCAGCUUUUCAUCGUUAGCUCUAGUUUCUCCUGGAAGUCGAAAGGGAUUUUUUGCACUCCUUCAGUGUAUUUACUAUAAUGGAAUGCUUUGUGUGCAUGUAAUAUGUACAAACAAACUGGAAUUCUUAGCACAUCACCAUUCACGACUGCUGUACUGAGCAGCUUAAGCAUCACCUGUAAAUAUGAAAAUGCUGACAAACUGUCCACUCCAGCUUUAUUAUGAAAUGUAAUGUUUCAAUGUAACAAAUGUUAAUAUUUAGGCAACUGUUUACUGCAAGUGAUCUUGGUUAUGUACAUUUACUAUGUAACAAAAUGUUAUUGUAAAUUAAUUUUUACAUUGAGUAUAGUAUACAAAUGGUUUAAAAAAAAGUCCAAAGUUUUGGAUGGGCUUUUCUGUUACAAGAGAAGUAAUUCCAGAGUAGCAACAGGACAUUAUUUGUAAGAAAAAAAAGGAAAAAAAUGCAAGUGCAAUAAUUUUGA